Molecule: messenger RNA, 4363 nt
Organism: Myotis daubentonii (Daubenton's bat)
Lineage: Eukaryota; Metazoa; Chordata; Mammalia; Chiroptera; Vespertilionidae
Gene: CDH6
Product: cadherin 6
Biological process (GO): cell-cell junction assembly; multicellular organism development; cell migration
Cellular component (GO): adherens junction; catenin complex; plasma membrane
Molecular function (GO): cadherin binding; beta-catenin binding; calcium ion binding
Source: RefSeq, a predicted model, not a curated record
CCACUUCAUUCACUUGCAAAUCAGUGUGUGCCCACAAGAGCCAGCUCUCCCGAGCCGAGCCGUAACCUUCCCAUCCCGCGAGCUGCAGUUCCAGCCACGGCAGCGAGAACCGCAGAGUGGGGAGCGCGGCGGCGGCGCGAGCAGCCUGGGCGGGUCGCGGGGUCUCCGGGCGCCGGAAGGCGAGCAGAGAUAGCCUCUGAGAGGCACACAAAGAACGUUCAGGAAGAAAGGAGGAAUGACGCUGAAUACAGUGCAGUGAACAAAAGGAGCUUCAAGGAGAGGCGCCCCGCUGCCCAGAGCCUGGACCGUGUCGUCAGAAUGAGAACUUACCGGUACUUCUUGCUACUCUUUUGGGUUGGUCAGCCCUACCCAACUUUCUCAACUCCGUUAUCUAAGAGGACUAGUGGUUUCCCAGCAAAGAAAAGGGCCCUGGAGCUCUCUGGAAACAGCAGGCAUGAGCUGAACCGUUCGAAAAGGAGCUGGAUGUGGAAUCAGUUCUUUCUCCUGGAGGAAUACACGGGAUCCGGUAAUCAGUAUGUGGGCAAGUUACAUUCAGACCAGGAUAAAGGAGAUGGAUCACUUAAAUAUAUCCUUUCAGGAGAUGGAGCAGGAGAUCUCUUCAUUAUCAAUGAAAACACAGGGGAUAUACAAGCCACCAGAAGGUUAGACAGGGAAGAAAAACCUACUUACAUCCUUCGAGCUCAAGCUGUAAACAAAAAGACAGGGAUUCCUGUAGAGCCCGAGUCUGAAUUCGUCAUCAAGAUCCAUGAUAUCAACGACAACGAACCAAUCUUCACCAAGGAGGUCUACACAGCCACCGUUCCAGAAAUGUCUGACGUGGGCACAGUUGUUGUCCAAGUCACUGCCACCGAUGCUGAUGACCCAACGUAUGGGAACAGUGCUAAAGUUGUCUACAGCAUCCUGCAGGGGCAGCCCUAUUUCUCAGUUGAAUCAGAAACAGGUAUCAUCAAGACAGCUUUGUUCAACAUGGAUCGAGAAAACAAGGAGCAGUACCAAGUGGUGAUUCAAGCCAAGGACAUGGCCGGCCAGAUGGGGGGAUUAUCUGGGACCACCACAGUGAACAUCACACUGACCGAUGUCAACGACAAUCCUCCCCGGUUUCCCCAGAGUACAUACCAGUUUACCACCCCUGAGUCUUCUCCACCGGGUACAUCAAUUGGCAGGAUCAAAGCCACCGACGCCGACGUGGGAGAAAAUGCUGCGAUUCAGUACAGCAUUACCGAGGGGGAGGGGCUGGACAUGUUUGAUGUCAUCACUGACCAGGACACCCAGGAAGGGAUUAUCACUGUCAAAAAGCUGCUAGACUUUGAAAAGAAGAAAGUGUACACCCUCAAAGUGGAAGCCUCCAACCCGCACGUUGAACCCCGCUUUCUCUACCUGGGUCCAUUCAAAGACUCAGCCACGGUGAGAAUUAUGGUGGAAGAUGUAGAUGAGCCGCCCGUCUUCAGCAAACUAGCCUACACCUUGCAAAUAAGAGAAGACGCUCAGAUAAACACGGCAAUAGGCUCGGUCACAGCCCAAGACCCAGAUGCUGCCCGGAACCCUGUCAGGUAUUCUGUCGAUCGACACACAGAUCUGGACAGAAUAUUCAACAUUCAUUCUGGAAAUGGUUCCGUUUUUACAUCGAAACUUCUUGACCGAGAAACAUUGCUGUGGCACAACAUUACAGUGAUAGCAACGGAGAUCAAUAAUCCAAAGCAGAGCAGCCGAGUACCUCUCUAUAUUAAAGUUCUAGAUGUCAAUGACAACGCCCCAGAAUUUGCUGAAUUCUAUGAAACCUUUGUCUGUGAAAAGGCAAAAGCAGAUCAGUUGAUUCAGACCCUCCGAGCUGUUGACAAGGAUGACCCUCAGAGCGGACACCAAUUCUCCUUCUAUUUGGCCCCGGAAGCAGCCAGUGGCUCCAACUUUACCAUCCAUGACAACAAAGACAACACAGCGGGAAUCUUAACACGGAAAAAUGGCUACAAUAGACACGAGAUGAGCACCUAUCUCCUGCCUGUGGUCAUUUCAGACAACGACCACCCAGUGCAAAGCAGCACGGGGACAGUGACUGUCCGGGUCUGUGCAUGUGACCACCAUGGGAACAUGCAGUCCUGCCACGCAGAGGCCCUCGUCCACCCCACAGGCCUGAGCACGGGGGCUCUGGUGGCCAUCCUGCUAUGCAUCGUGAUCCUACUAGUGACCGUGGCGCUGUUCGCAGCUCUGCGGCGGCAGCGGAAAAAGGAGCCUCUGAUCAUUUCCAAAGAGGACAUCAGAGACAAUGUUGUCAGUUACAACGACGAGGGGGGCGGCGAGGAGGACACCCAGGCCUUCGAUAUCGGCACCCUGCGGAACCCCGAGGCCAUCGAGGACAACAAAUUGCGCCGGGACAUUGUGCCCGAAGCCCUUUUCCUACCCCGACGGACUCCGGCCGCCCGAGACAACACCGACGUCCGCGAUUUCAUUAACCAAAGGUUGAAGGAAAACGACACGGACGCCACGGCCCCGCCCUACGACUCCCUGGCCACCUACGCCUACGAGGGCACCGGCUCGGUGGCCGACUCCCUGAGCUCGCUGGAGUCGGUGACCACGGAGGGAGACCAGGACUACGAUUACCUUAGUGACUGGGGCCCUCGCUUCAAAAAGCUCGCAGACCUGUACGGAGGGGCCGACAGCGACAAGGACUCCUAAUCCGUUGCCUUUUCCAUGGGACGGUAGGAUGCUGAACUGUGUGGCCUGGCUGUUUCUUCCCAGGGACCCGCCGCUCCCCGGAGGGUGCCCUGUCCCGCCCGGUUCAACAAGUCGAUGGCUGCAGGCGUGUGGCUCCGACGGCAGAGACCCUUUUCUAGUACACUUUUAUGAGCUUCCAAGAGGCAAAUGUUUAUUUUUUAGUGCAUCCAGUUAACCACGUCGGCCCCGCAGGCACCGUGCUGGAGGAGAGGAUGGAGAGCAGGACGUGCCCCCGCAUCCCCUGGGGGAAGUUUGGACCAUGUUCAUCCCACCGGCCUGGCCUUUCGUACUCCACCCGUCGACUCAGGUCAGCUGACUGCUCUGACUCCACCUUUCGAUGCUAAUGGGAUGAAGGACUGUUCUUUAAGGAUAAAAUAUAGUUUUAGUAAAAGAAAUAAGGGAGGAACGACCGUGAAAUUGUUCCCAUAUAUCAGCUCACAAGGAGACAACGAACUAUAUGUGUAUGGGUGUGUAUUUCUGUCGCAAUGAAUUUAAGAUGACAUUUGCCCAUCCUGUUUGUUCUUCAAGAACUUUUUCUGACACCUGUGACUAUUCUAAGCAUGAUAUCCACCAAUGUUUUGAGAUUCUCAUUCCUCUGAAGGAAUAGGAGCAAAUUAAAUAGCGACAUUCAAAAACAACCAAAAAAAUAAAAAUAAAUAAGACCUCAUUCCUUACCACUAACUCAUAAUUUGUUAUAUAUUAGCCAUGUAAAAGUUUGCCCUUGUACCAUAGAAGGGAAAAUUGAAAAUAGCUAAUAAUAUUAACAAAGGAGAUAUUUAGCAUAUUUUAAAAUCUGGGCCACCAAAUGUACCACAGAUCACUUGAAUUUUUUCCAACCGUCAGUAGGUUAAUUACAAGUAAGUCUAAUUGUUUAAAAAGUUCUUGAAGGAACUUUUCUGAGAUAAAUUUUAACUUCUUGUCUGUAGUUGUUGUCAGUAUUAUUCUAAUAUAUACUUGAAAGUAGCAGUGUGAGGUACAAUAAUUCAUGUUCUCCAGAUACGUCUUACUAAAUUAAGUUGCAUUAGUAAAGGUAGAUUAAAUAAAACUUAAAUCCCACUCUCAGAGUUUAAUGGGGUGGUAAGAGCUAGUCACACUUGAACCUGAUACCCUGUCUUUCAUAUCCGGAAACACCUAUAUAUUUAUAUAACGUGAUAGAUGUAGAUGAACGUUGAAAUCAUGGUGAAAACCUACAUAUGACAUGCUUGGAAGAUGCUUACAAAGGGAAAAGUUGGAUUCCCUACAACAAGAGUGUUUAAGAUUAUAAUUAAAAUGAUAGUUGGCUUUCAAAGGCAUUAAUAUUUUUUCAUUGUUUUUAACUUUAUUUCCAUGGCAACUCUGCUCUCUUUGUCUUUGAACAAUGAUAAAGUAAUGGUCUCAUAUGAUGACAGAAGAUAAUGUACAAUCCAUCCAAAUCUAUUAUUUCUCUAAUUAUGCAAUUAGCAUCAUAGUUAUUAUCCAGAAGACCUAACCGAACUGAACUAUUCCUUUUGGCAGGUUCAAAUCAUUUAUUUCAUGUGGCUGUUCUAAUGACUUUUAUCAUUAGAAUCUUCAUGGGAAGUCAUCAAAAAUUUCCAAAGUACUGUAAUAAAAACAUCCUUAUUUUGAAAACUUAAAAACAAAACAGGCUCUGUAU